AUCUCAUUAAUCUGUGGCAGUAAUUUUCUUAUUUAUCUGUGGUAGUAACUCUUUGUAGAUAAAAUUCCAGAUCUAUAUAUUUUGGUGGACCUAUUUAGAUUUCCAUGUGAUUCGAAUUAGAAUUAGUAAUAGAAAAGUUGACAAAUUCAAAACCACAUCACAUUCUGAAACUAAAGUAAAAUGUAGUUGUGUGAUUUAAUUUUAAUUGUUAUCUGUCACAAUAGACUACCAUUGGAGGCCUAAAAAUUUUGUUUUUUUCCAAUUCCUAUGCUAUUAAUUAUUCAGAGUUUAUAUUCAAGUUAAUGUAAAGCGUCAGGAUGGCCUGUUCGACAACAGAGAUGCAGGACAGGAUGAAAUUGUAUAAAUUCACGAAGAUUUUGACUUUGAAAGUGGCACAGAUUGUUGUACAAAGUAGACAAGGAAAAAAAAUAGGACAUAAUAUUAUUAAAGGUAGCGACGAGGGCCGGCCGGGGUCACCGCAUACUCUGCAGUGGUUCAAUCUAUCUAUACCUGAUGUGCCAGAAGUAAACACUGAUACAAAGAGAGUUUUAAAUGGCGAAGUUUUAGAAGCUCUUAGCAAUGUUCUUUGUAUUGAAAUAGUGCUUCGGACAAAUGACGGUGAUGAGAUGGUUCUAGAAGUGUGGACUGUUAGGCUCACACAGAAUAACUCUUGUGAAAGCAUUGCUUCAAUUUCAAAUAUUUACUAUCGUAUGAGCAUCAUGUUGAAAUCUACUCUGAGCAUAUCAAGGAUAACCCCAGCAUAUAAACUUUCAAGAUUACAAAAUCGAGAAUCAUAUCAGAUAUCUUAUAAAAUAUAUGGAGGUCUACCAGAGCUCAAUUUUUUAGGAGAGAAUCACAAAAGUAUAAAAGUCAGCGAAGUCCAUACCCCAAUAGGGAAUAUACAGAUAGAAGUGGCAUAUCGUACGAAAAUGAAUAUUCUGCCAGAAGAUCACAAGCCUAUGGAGAAGAAUGUGUUGCAGACCAGUGGUAACAUCAUGAUAAAAAGUGAUCAUUUCCCCAAAGAAAGUCCAAGGAGAAAUCUGAAUGAAAAGAGGGAACUGGAUUUGUCAAAGCCAUUGACAGCCGGAGCGUUUGUAGACACCAUUAAGAUCCAAGAGCUCCAUGACGCGCUGAGUCAGCAGAUCCCGCCCGAGCCCCCCAUGGCGUGGCUCCUAGCCGAGAAGGACAAGAUGGAAAAAAAAAUGAAGCUAUUAUCACUGGACGACCCAAACGAGGCGAGCACUAGUGAGCAGGCGUGCUACUCCACUGCAUCCAGCCUAGCCAUCGAUGUGCCCAAACCCAACGACGCCAGCAAAUACACCAGCCUUAUGGAAUUCCCGUUUGCGGAGGGCAGCCCCAUCGCCGAGUUGGCAAACUUCUACCGCGAGUGCAUGCAGGCGCGCUCGGCGAGCGGCGGCGAGGCGUGGGCCAGCGCGCCCGUGGACCGCGCGGCGAUGGCGGCGCAGCUGCGCUCGUGCGAGGAGGCCGUGCCGGAGUUCGACAGCCUCGUGGCGGCGCUGUGCGGGGACGGCGAGCCCGACGACCGCUGACACUGCGCCGUUGCUCGGUACCAGUGAAGUAGAUGUAUUCGGCUGUUACCGGUAGCGCAAGAAGAGUCAAAGGUUCUUGUUUUGUUCAUACGCACGCCGCCGCCGCAACGAAACCACGUCGAUUACGUUUCUUAUGUACACAAAAAUAGCAUUUCGUAGAUGUUUGACGAACGAACUUUAUUUUAGUGUCUGUGUGUGUGAAACAUUUUUACCUGGCAUUUCCAACAUGUUCACAUAUAGUGCAGUGAAGUGUUUAUGAAAGGAUGACGUUACACUGAAAACAUCUGCCGCGCUACGAUAAAUAUCGUGUAGAUAAGUCGACCAAUUGCGGUCGAAAAAUAGAAGAUUUGCGGAGAAGUAGCAUCUCUUCAUCAUCCCAAUACAACAAAAGAAUAAGCUGUAAGUCCGGUUUGCCGCUAUUGGUCGAUUUAUCUUUACGAGGUAUUGUGGUGCGUAUGUUAAGCCCACUGAAAGUCAGAUCUUGCGUUCCAUCUUCCACCUGUGUGAAGAUGAUGAGAUGCCAGUUAAAGUAAAUGAACAUUCGAAAAGAGUUCACACCCGAGUUUUUAAAUAGCAUUUGUAAAUAAAAUAUGCAUGUACCUACUGUACUGUACUUUAAAUUAUUAUUUAAAUAAUAUAAAAUUGAGAUUAUAUUUAAUUUAUGUGUGCCAAUAUUAAAAGUUUAGUGUGCUUUUUAUAUUGUAUAUAUAAUGAUUAUUAUUAGUUAAAUGAAUUGUCACAAAGAAUUAAGACCGUCGUACAUCUGACGAGGGGCACCUAAAGGCCAUUAGGUACUGUCAAACUAAUUAUCACAUAUCGUCAUCGGGAAAUCGCACACAUGUUAUAUUAUAAUAGUCAUUAAAAAUAUGUAGGGCAAGGUUGCCUUUAAGAAUGUGCUCUAGACUAUACGACAAGUAAAACUUUUUUCAAAAUAAAACAAUACAUAAAAGAGGAACUUCAAAAAUAGUAGCAGUUAAUAGCGCCAUCUCUCGUAUCAGAUUUGUUUUACUUCACAAGCUCCUACUAGUUAGUUCACAACUAUGCCGUUAAAAGACUAAACGAAUUCCAUAUAAUACCAUCACAUUGCCGUGUAUACAACUUAGAACGACUUUAGGCAACCAUUCCCUACAUAUGGCCAAUAAUAUUGAAACUAUUAUUUUCAAUCAGUAACUUGCAAAAUUCAACAAGAAUAGCAUAUUUUAUCGAAAGUUAGACGCCAGUUGAAAGUUUAAUAAAGUCAGAUAAAAUAAAUAUAAGUUUCUUACAGAAUUUUCUUGUACACCUGAUAAUAGAGUUUGACAGUGACAUAUUAGUACGAUACAUUUUUGUGUAUAGUCCUUGGACUGACUGCACACUGGGCUCUUAAUAUUUUUAUAAGUACUCUAAAGGAAUCCUAUAUCGGGCUACUAAAUUAGUAGCCACUGCCAUAUGCACGGUCAGUGUUAAACCUUUUCGCCUUACGCUGGUUAACCGCACGCGCGCAAUUACAUUGUCAAUAUAAUUUAUCUGAAAUGUAAUUAUUAUGUAUUUAAUGUUGAAGUCAACAUCACAUCUACAUCCUUAGAAUAAAAUGACGAAGUUUGCGUAUGCUUUAUAUCAGACAAAUGAGUAAAUACUGCGAUAAUAAGACAUAUUAUUGCCGCGAUAACACUAACGACAUGGUUCGAAAAUCAUGCAACUUUACUCCACUUUACUGACAAUAUUAUUGUGCGCGUGCGGAAAACCUAUUUGAUGAUGCCAUGGUAGAUGUUUGCCUUUCUACGACUAGAUUAGUUUUACUUGGCACAUCAACAUAUUCAAAUAAUGCCCGUUGUAAUAGAGCCUAUGAAGAUGUGACGCUACACUUCGUUCAUUCAUAUACACCACAGAAUGAAGUGAAUGUGUUGACGCCUCAAGUUUAAGUAAUCUUGUUAUGCGCCUGGUUUGCGCUAAUAUUAUGUUGUGUAAAGAAAUAAAAUACUGAUAAAGCCAAUAAAAUUGUUAUAUAUGAUUAUUAUAUAGUAUAGUACUUAUAUUAUGCAACUGUUAUCUGUAAUGAUAAACGAAAUAUUUAGGCGUAGAAAGUUUUUAAUCACGCGCUAUUUAUUAAGGUUAUAUGUAAUUUUUUACUAAAUAUAUUUAUUAUAUAGACGUUGUCCGCGUCCUAUAUACUUUGCGCGGAAGUUCGUUUCUCUAUGUCUCCGAUUACAAUGAAGUUGUUACGAAGUUAUUCUGUUUUUGUGUAACGUUACGAGUACAUUGGCAACAUUACUUGUUGUAGAAGUUUCGGAGGUUACCCUGAAAUAUUCAGGUUACUGAGCAAAUAGACCGACUGAUGAAAAAAUGUUUAUUUUCUUUAUUUUUUUUUAUAAUUAUAUUUAAAGAAACUAAAACUUAAAUUCGGUUAUAAAUAUUACUUAUUAUAUGCAUGUAAAUUUAGAUAUCAAAGCCGGACUGAGUAGAAAUGAUCAGCCUGACUAUAGUUCCCAUGCACCGUGCUCACCAACCGUGGCAUCGGCUUGGGCAUACACUACGAUACGACUCACCAUUUAAUCGGUUUCGCAAUUUUUGAUGAUAUUUAGAAAUCAUUAUUUUAGGAAAUGCAUAACAUUUUUAAAAAUUUAGUUUUUUAAAUAAUGACCUCUAUUGUACUUAAUCACUGUUAAUAAAACAAAUCAUAUAUUAAAUUGGAUUAGAUGACCAAGUCUAAUGCAAAUCAAAAUGAAUUUGUUAUGUACUAUUUAUUACGUUCAAUGUUAUUCUACUAACUGCUUACUUUGAGUAGUUGUCAUAAUCUGGUAAACUUAUUUUCAUCAUCUCUUAUUUUAAUCAAUUUAUUUAUUUAUUAGGUUUAUUUACAAUUACUUACACUAACUUAAAUAAUAUACGAGGGGAGGUCAAAAAGUUCGCGCAGUGGAGGGGUUGGUGAGGGUAGGUUUUCCGAUUAGUUGGAGGGGAAUGGGAAUAUUGGUCAUAUUGUAAAAAAAAUAUGGCAAAUAUUCUUAAAAAAAAAUGAAAGCCUAAGCCUUCCUAACUGAAUCUGAAAACUGUAUUAGAAUUUAGGAAGAAUAUAUUGAAAAUGAAAAAUAGUUGGUUUGGUUUAAAUCUCCUUCCUGGGUCAUUGCACGAACUUUUUGACCUCCCCUCGUUUGCAUGGAAAUUUUAAAAAAGAUGAUUAAAAGAUGGUGGUGAAUUUUAACGGUGUUAUGAACGUCUAUUGUAUAAUAUGAGAUUAAAUAUUUUGACCGUUUCUGGGUUUCUUAAUCCGGGAGUCAAGUUACAUUGACACUGUUUAUAACUGUUUGUACUAUUUACAUUAUGAGGCUAUUUAAAAAGCAGGGACUUGCGCUUUGAUAGAUACAUAAAAGACUAGAGGGCGUAACUUAUAGUUAAUUCAAAAUGUUUAUUAUUUAGUAUAUUAUAUUUAUAUACCGAUAUUAUUAUAAUAAUAACAAUUGCUUAGAAAAGUUGGUACUACUGCUGAAUUUUUUCUUCUUUCUAGCGUGGUCCCACUAUAUGGGGUCCGCUUUCCGUCAUAUUAUGGCCCACUUUGCCUGAUUUCUUAAGUUUGUUGGCUCUCAAGUCGACGUUUCAAUUCACGUUAGCGUUCUGUGAGAGAGCCAAUGUUCCAGGUGGCAAAGUGGGUUUUUGAUACUAACGUCUUAGACCGCGCACAUACCUUCCCCGGUAGCCCGUAGCGACGACCGCGCGUCGUUUUGUAGCGACGCCCUAACCAUGAACGUACCAUUUCUUGUUGUUCUCUCCAUUGUUGAUGUGGUGGUUGUACAAAUACAUAUAUGUGCGGAGCGACUGCCGUCUGACCUCCGCACUGUACUAGUCGUCUGAACCUCGUUUUUUGAGUGAGGUUGACUUUAGACCGCUAAGGUGUUGGUGCGGCCUAGGUACUACCGCAUGUAUUUUAAAAUAUAUAUAUUUGCGAUAUAAGAUGGCCGUUAUUGACCUAUAAACACAACAGUAUUUUAAAAUAAUAUCUUCUCGUAUCAUUAAUUAGAGUCACUUGUAGCAGCGUUACGUUCACAAUUUAUAUACACACGUCAAAACAGCCUUCUUAUUGAGUCAUCGUAGUGUGCAAAAUCACAUUAUUUCAAAUAAACACAUAUUAUUAUUUUACUGUACCAUUAUUUAAUAAAUAGUUGUUAACAUUAUUAACAGGGACGAUCGUAGCUUACGGGUGAUCGCACAUUAUCGCACGCCUCAUUUUGCAUUUAAAGGCCUCUUAAGUACAUAAAUGUUUAAGCACAUUAUAUAAACGGUUUACCUAUACGUGAUUAAUAUCAGCAACGCGCUGUGACAUCCGAUAAUUUGAUAUUACAUUCAAAGUAUUACUACCUAGAAUGUAAUAUCAAAUGAGAGGUGAGUAUCAAAUGCCCUCAUUGGCAAUUCAUGCAUUCGCGAACAAACUAAAUGCGACCAUUUUGCGAUUCCAUAAUUAUGAUUAAGAAACUAAGAUGGGUUAUUAGAUUAUAUCAUCUUAUCUUUUUUAUUGUAAGGAAUACUUAAAAAAUACUUAUUACGCAUGAUUAAAAUUAAACUAUUUAAACAAUACGAUUAAAUUAUUCCGAUUACAAUAUGGUCCCUUUCAGAGACCACGUGCAGGGACCACUGAGAAUAAAUGCUUGGAACGUAUCCUAACAUCGUACAAUUUUAUACUAACUACUAAUUAGUAUUCUAUAUUCAACGCAAAAACCAAAAUCAUCUAUAUUUGGAUAGGAACCUACAAGGAGGUUUUUGGUUUUUGUCAGAUUGCAACAAAAAAAAAUCAUGGGGUGCGUGCUGCAAAGUGCGAUUGCCUUAAUAUAUACAUAACAUUAGGAAUUGUUUUUGAAAUAUUGUAUUUAUUGGCCUUUGUAUUAAAAUAUGGCGGUUGACAUCGUAUGCUAUUUGUUUUGGAUAUAAAUAUAUAUACAGGC
This is a messenger RNA of Bicyclus anynana (squinting bush brown), 6460 nucleotides long. RefSeq names its product autophagy-related protein 13 homolog. Bases 318 to 1550 code for a protein of 410 amino acids. NCBI's taxonomy places the organism in Eukaryota, Metazoa, Arthropoda, Insecta, Lepidoptera, Nymphalidae. Gene Ontology annotation, biological process: autophagosome assembly; mitophagy; protein localization to phagophore assembly site. Gene Ontology annotation, cellular component: phagophore assembly site; cytosol; Atg1/ULK1 kinase complex. The record is from RefSeq and is a predicted model, not a curated record. The transcript has 7 exons.